Paramuricea clavata is the source of this 1313-nucleotide messenger RNA. The record is from the annotation of a GenBank genome assembly. Lineage: Eukaryota; Metazoa; Cnidaria; Anthozoa; Malacalcyonacea; Plexauridae.
AUGCAUCAACAAAGUUGUAUGGUGAUCUUGGGGCUGAAUAACGAGUUACUGAAAGAUGUAUUAGAGCAGGAAGAAAGCAACAAUGACUGCAUGGAAGACCUAGAUGAUAUUACCAACAUUGAAGCUAAUGAUACUAACCAAGAUGACGAAUAUCCAGAGUUAAAGAAGGGUAUAAAUCUUCCCAAAACUAAUUCAGAAUGGCUAACGGACAUUUCAAAUCUUCCUUAAUGUCCAAUCCUCCAAUCAAAAGUCAUGAUUUAAAUUCAUCAAUUAACUUAUUGAAUAACACCAUCUACAACUAUUUCGCUGAGAACUUAGACUGUGUAGAAGCCUGCCGGAUAAUUCACUCAAAGAUAAAUAUAAAAAUCACACUAUAAAGGACUUAAAGAAAACUUUAAAACAACUAAAAUUGUCAAACUGUGAUCUUGCUGAAAUUAAAUAUGUUUCUCAUCUUGUGUGUGAUAAGCCGAAAAAUUGCCAGACUAAUCAUAAUCUUGUUAAUAAUACUGAAAAAUCCUUUAACCACAAUAAAUGCUUUGAACGAAAUUUCUGGGGAUAUGUAAAGAAAGUCCUUAAUUACAACGAAUCCAUCCUCCCAACUUUCAAUAUAGACGAUUGCGUAAAACAUUUUAAGACAGUCACAAAUGGCAUAUAUGAUCAAUCAAGCACAAAUUAGACAGCGAUCCUUAGUUAUAACUAGAUGGUGUUUCUCUUCUUCAUGCUUUGUCGGUUCAAUUACAGAAUACAGAAGAAAUUUUAUUUGCUUGUUGACAGCAAUUGUUGUACACCAUUUCUUAAUCGGGAAAAUUCCUCUUGUUAUGCCAGUUUCCCCACCAAGCACAGCUUAGAUGCCGUGAUGCCCGCCAAAUGUUCCUUGGCAGGGUCAUUCAGACCUUGCUGCCCACCACAGAUCUGUGGCGGAAGGGCGCCCAAUGCAGUCUGGGACCGACCUGCAUGAUCAGCUGUUUGUACGAGAAAUUUUGCUGAUGCAAUAAUCAUGAACCAGUAGAAAAGCAUUUCCUGAAAGAGGCAAGGCAUGGUUGAGGAUAGGUACUUUGUUGAAUUCUUUGCAAUCUCCAAUUUUUCGUGUAACCCAGAGGUAUGUGCAUGACCGAUAUGCCUUGCUUGAAAAGAAAUACAAGAAGAAAGUCAAGGAAGAAACUCUUGCAAGUGGAAUAUCCUGCGAGGAGAAUGAAGUAGAUAUUGGCAUGAAUGAAAUUGUCUCAUUGUUUUAUGAAGCUGGCAUAGAGCAUGAAAGAGUUGCAGCAGAGAAGAAAAACUUGAGGAAGAAACCAAGCAAGCAUCUGAAAUGA